AUGUCGGAUCCGCUCUCUGUGGCGGGUACCGCCGUUGGCAUCACAUCGCUCGGUAUACAGGUAUGCCAAGGCCUCAUCCAGUAUCUUAGGGCAGUGAGGGGCAGGAAAGAAGACAUACGAGACGGUAUUCGGGAUAUUGAACAAGUCGUAUCGUUACUUUACAGCCUGAACAGCCUCCUCCCCAAAAUGAACCCUGAAACGGACAAGGCGCCACUCCAACGCUGUCUCAACAACUGUUACGGGAAACUUGAAACCCUACAAGAAGUCCUAGGCGAGCUCGACGACGACAAGCACUCAAAUAAAGUCACAAGAAGAGCAGCGAACGCGAUGCGAUCGGUUACGUACCCUUUCCAGCAAGAGAAGCUGACAGCAAUUCGUCAAUCCCUACGAUCGGUGCUCGAUGAUCUGAACUUGAUCCUUUCCAUCAUAUCACUGGAUUCUGAAGCUACCAUCCAAAGCACAGUUAGCACCAUAUCGCUCGAUCUUAGAGCCCAUGCAUCGACUCAUGCUGGCGACAUAUCGGAUCUGCAAAUACAGGUAGAUAGCAAUUUUUUGCAGCUUCGAUCUCUACAGAGCACCAUAUCAGACACGCUUGACGAUAUCGCAGAGCAGCUCCAUAAAACCCACUUAUAUAUCCAAGACCUCGAUCAAAGAGUUGAUGGAAAAUUGACGAUCAUUGAGUCUGGCACGCAGUCAAUCGAAGCCAGCAGUCAGGUUACCGUCGCCAGAUUGGAGGAGAUUACAAAAGCCUUAGCAUCACAGUCAAGAUUGAUGGAGAAUAUGAGUCUGCAGAUCAUGGGCAUUCAAAGCCUGCCAAAUACUGACUUUGCAACGGCUGAACAAAACGCGACCUUCCAUGAAAAACCCAGCAAGGCUUUGUAUAAGCAGUCCACCAAUACGAGCCUCUGGCGAAGCUGCCGUUGCGCGACUCGUAUUCCUAGGUCUAAAACCUUUUUCAGUUUCUGGAAUAUGAAAUUUGAGCUCGAACAACAAGAACAUCACCUCCCAUCGUGCAAGUUGUGGGGGACGAAAAAAGGCAUGAAAAGAACUGCCAAAGCAACUUUCCCUCUGAAGCUAGCUUGGCUGUCUGCUCGGACCACACUUGCCUGUUUCCAAUAUGCCACAGGCACUAGUCAGCCAAGCAUUUCGAUAAGAUACACGAAUAUCGUUGAGCGAAGGAAUAGUCCGGUUUACCGUCUAUUUAACAAGUUUGCAAAGGACAUGGAAAUGAGAAACAGUGUGAACCAGGUGAUUCGCAAGAUCGAAUUAUUGGAACGAGAAAUCCUAACGCUAUACACCUGUGGCCGGGCCUCACCAGGCGACGUAGAUCAACUCGGUUUCACACACGCUGAGGUGAAGGUUGUGUUUGACGAGUCAGUUGCCCUGCGGCCUUUUGGUCAACCAGAUGAGGCACCUUCUUUCAUACUGACUUCUCCUGGAACUGUAGCGUGGGAGAUUUCCGAUAUCGCAAAGGCUAUCCUUUCGAGGAAUAUAGACGAUCUUAAAUUGUGUCUUACACAAGAUCCCGAGUCUGUGCUUGAAAGUAUCCGUGAUAUCAACGUCCUCUACCUAUCUGCUGCAUGGCCAGAAGGCUUGAGGUACCUACUUACGACCGAAGCGAUUACCUUCAUUGACGAUAAUGUCGAAAUUGGAAGAUUUAACUUAACGCUUGUAUCGAGGGCUAUAGAUCGCGACCAGGCUGAAUCAGUUGAUCUACUGCUGGGGGCGGGAUGCUACCUCGAAUUGGAACAUUCGACGUUUUCCAUCUUCUCAUCAGACCAGCUGGCCUUAAUUGUAGCUGCUCACCUUUCUGAAAGAAGACUUCGGCUUUUGGCAUUCGUACAGCGACAGCUUGGACUUUUUUUAGGCCAAACGUCAGUGGCCUUUGCCGACUCUGCGGCAGCUGAAAUGUGCGCUGCUUUAGAUGCAGCCGGGGUGAAGUUACACCCGAGCUUACGAGUUGAGCCCAAUUACCGAUCCGUCUAUCUUCAAGGUCCCAUUGCUUUGCAUAUGUUCAGUCAUUUCUGGGAAAAAGGGUUCCAUCACUUCAAAAGCCGUAACCUGAUCGGUUUCACACCUGCCGUUACCAAACAGUCUUGUUUGGAGGCAAUCUUAAUAUUGAGAAACAUGAAGGACUUGGUAGAAGCAAUGGAAUGGCUUGUGAAGAAGGGCUUCAUGCAGGAGAAGACCAAAGACCCGCUGGACUUGGGUCUAAAUACAAAUGCUACAGGCUACCACUAUCUUGGAGCUUUGCUUGCUCAUUCCGUAAGUUGGGGAGGUGAUUGCCAUGACUUUCUUUACCCAAAACGCAGAGCCUUGGAUGACCUGUUAGCGAGGCAGGACCACGAAGAUGACUGCAUGUGCUGGUGUAACCCCGACAAUUAUGGAUGUUCUCCAUUAAAGCUUUUUCUGAUAACCUAUGUCAAUCUUGUUCCAACAAGUGAGCAUGGCGCAGGCUUCUCCCGACACGUGGUACUACACCGCAAGUUGUUCGAUCCCAUGUCUCUGGGGGAUACAAUCUCCCAUCGGAUCAAAGGGACUCUGCGCCUUCUCACAUUCGAGGCUCUCGAGAUGACUCACACAUGUUGCUCUUUUGAUGAGAUUCACGAACACGAUCAUUCUGGUCUUGUGCCAGUGAAGAUGUUGGGGGACAAAGGGAUCUUCUGCCACGAUCCUGUUAGCGUGUCGAUAAUCCGUUCUUCUGCGGAAGAACAGUCAACAGCUGCACUUCUCGAGGAACUGAUGGUAGAGUUCACAGAAAAGCUAUCCCGUCUCACUGCAGGUGUGCGGACGUUCGAGGAGUUUAUUUUUACACAUUGGCGUCGGCGUAUAUCGCAACUAUAUGCCCCAGACCCCAACGUUGUGGAGGAUCUCCUGCAGCACCAGACAUUCCAAGGACUCGGACUCUCUCGAUCAGUAAAAACACGCGUACUGCCAGAGACGCUGCAACGCUUACUUGGUGAGGAUUUCCUCUUGACCGACCGUCUGGACAAGCCGAUCCCAUUGGAAGGAUGUGCAUCUGAAAUGGCAGAAUACGAGAAGCCCUACUGUCCAUGGUGUAACAAGAGCAACAGAUAG
Messenger RNA from Fusarium coffeatum, 3078 nucleotides. RefSeq lists its product as uncharacterized. The record is from RefSeq and is a predicted model, not a curated record. NCBI's taxonomy places the organism in Eukaryota, Fungi, Ascomycota, Sordariomycetes, Hypocreales, Nectriaceae. The coding region runs from base 1 to 3078 and encodes 1025 amino acids. The transcript is spliced from 6 exons.